Messenger RNA from Suillus clintonianus, 1048 nucleotides. RefSeq lists its product as uncharacterized. The record is from RefSeq and is a predicted model, not a curated record. Lineage: Eukaryota; Fungi; Basidiomycota; Agaricomycetes; Boletales; Suillaceae. Bases 1 to 768 code for a protein of 255 amino acids. The transcript is spliced from 5 exons.
AUGGAGAGCAAACGAAAAAGCCGAAAUACAUGCGAGGUAUCUUCCCCGGUUGUUCCCACAUUUAACGUCAAUGACAGCAUGCUAAACUCUGGAGGAUUUUCUACCGGGAACCUGUUCUUGGGCCAGGCUCGAGCUGGCCGCGAGAAACAUCCCUCAGUAAAUCAGCGCCAACAUGAUCCACAGGACGAUUGUCACAGGUCUGUGUCGGGUCUUUUGGGAUGUCGUUGCCCAAUCGAGAGAGGAGGAAAUAGUGACAAAGUCGUCUAUAUCGGUAUUGGACACGGUUUGAAGUGGCUAGUGAUGGAUUCACAAGUUGUGAGAGGACGUUGGUAUCAAAAACCAGAGAGCGAGGCGCAAAAGUGGGGAAAGCGCGAAGGAGAAGAAGAGAACGAAACUCGAACAGCAAUAGGGAUGUCGGGUUCUUCAGAGAACGAGGCGGUUAUGGCGAUGCGUGAGGCAGCGUUCAUUAUCAAGGUGGUUAUGGCGAUGUGUGAGGCGACAUUACAUUAUAAUGGUGAAUACCGUCAGAUGCACUGGCUAACCAGAACCAGCUUCAUGUGCACGGCGAUACUACGAGUCAAGCACGCACCUUCAGCUGCAUGGGAGAUGUUCAGGGCACCCAUCGAGUUCCGAAAUCUUGAAAUGGUUCUUUCUAGACUAGGAACGACUGUCACGCUUCCGAACUUCUUGGCCGAACAAGUACUUCUUCUCAGCCUUCAACCGAAUUCCCUGCUUGCAUAUGAGCAGCUUUUCUGGGUCGGCAUCUGAGACUGAGUCACGACGACGCGUUUUAGACCUCUUUCUAAGAGGUAUCCAGAAAGCCAUGUCUCAUACGUAUAUUCGGCAUGUGGCAGUGUCGCACACCAUAUCCUCGAGGCCUUUAAGCCAAACCACAGACGCUGGCAGGCAAACAUGAUGGAAUGAUGGGCCACUAGCGUCAAAUUUUAAUUAAGUACUCCCGUGAGGUGGCGUUUGUUUACCGAAUAGUGAGUGAACGACGUUUGAUAUAAUAAUGUCGAAACCUCCUCCCAAAAGUAUUCAAUAAUGC